Molecule: messenger RNA, 789 nt
Organism: Penicillium arizonense
Lineage: Eukaryota; Fungi; Ascomycota; Eurotiomycetes; Eurotiales; Aspergillaceae
Exons: 2
Coding region: 1-789 (262 amino acids)
Source: RefSeq, a predicted model, not a curated record
AUGACUGAAGCAGCACAUUUCGAUAUGCCUACCUGGCCGAUGGAUAACCUCCUCGAUCAGCAGACAAUGGCAUCGCAAGAUCUAAGUCCACACCCAUUCAUCGCCAGCGACUUCCAGUUCGCAAUGCAAGAAGACCUAGACCCGAUCUGGUCUGAACAGUUCAACUGGAACGAAUACGCAUCCAAGACAAAUACAUUCCAGCCAUACCCACAACUAUGUAAUCCCCUACACCUCCAGCCACUGCGAACAGCCCAACCGAACGCAAGUCCCGAAAAUCCCCCGAUCCAACUCCGCGACGCCCUCGCAACCGAACGCGCCCUCUUCAUGACUCCCUCCCCGAACCCCAUGGCCUAUCCUUUCCCGACUUCGCCGAGUUCGGAUCCUUGUCUGUCGCCUGACUCCAGUCAUGCUUCGGCUUGGGAGGAGAGCGACCGGGAACGGGAUGAGGGGCUGCACAUUAGUACCUUUGGUGUGGAUUUGAAUACUCACGGCCAAGACCAAGGCCAUGUCCAGAGUCGGUGUCAGACGCAGGCUCAUACAUCUCCACGUCGAUACUCUGAAUACUCCACACACAGAGUCGACGAAGAGGAAGCGCUUACACCGCUGGAAAUGCCAGAUGGGAGUACGCGCUUCACGUCUAAUUGGUUGCCUGUUGAUCCUGAUGCGGGGUUUACUAUUGGUUCAGCUGGGAUUCCGGGGUUUGGGGAUGAGAUGCACUUCGGUGAUAUGACGAAUGCGUUCUUUGUUUCGAACACUGCUGUUGCUCCGGCUUGGGGGUAUGAUGGGUGA